Messenger RNA from Lineus longissimus, 10827 nucleotides. Its product is annotated as SCO-spondin-like. The coding region runs from base 76 to 9951 and encodes 3291 amino acids. Gene Ontology annotation, cellular component: extracellular region. The record is from RefSeq and is a predicted model, not a curated record. NCBI's taxonomy places the organism in Eukaryota, Metazoa, Nemertea, Pilidiophora, Heteronemertea, Lineidae. The transcript is spliced from 7 exons.
ACAAAAUGCCGGCUGCACAUCAUUUCUAAAUUUACUGCAAAUACUCGUGAUUUUUGGCUCUUUCCUCAUCAAUUCAUGAUGCUGUUGUCAUCGUUGGUCUCUUUGGCCCUCCUUGCAUCAGUCUCAGCUGGACCUCUGUUGUUCCAGCCGCAUCAUCAGCUCCCGCCAUCAUUAUCAAAACAGAUGUGCAAGUCUGGACUAGAGUGCCAAAACGAUGACACGUGCUGUGAGGUGAAAACUGGAGGAUGGAGUUGCUGUCCUUUCAAGAAUGCUACUUGCUGUAAAGAUAAGCAGCAUUGCUGCCCAGGGGGUACUCACUGUAAUCUUACAUCACAGCACUGCGAGAAGCCAAAUCAAGUUUAUCCAAUUCGCCUGACAUCACUGUCAAAGGAUUCCAAGGUAGAGAGCGUUGUUUGCCUGGACAAGAAGUCAGAUUGCCCUGACGGUAACACGUGCUGCAAACUCGCAUCUGGCGAUUAUGGUUGCUGUCCCCUGCCUGAUGCCAUGUGCUGCUCUGAUAACGUCCACUGCUGCCCGCAGGGUUACACUUGUGAUGUUCAGUCAGGUUCUUGCAACAAAGGUUUAAUUUCUGUGAAAUGGGUGAAGAAGAUACAAGCCAAAGCAAAGGAUGUUAGAUGUCUUGAGGGAAAGUGUCCGGACAAUAACACUUGUUGCCAGCAAGGCUCUCGGCUAUACGGUUGUUGCCCGUUUCCAAAUGCCGUAUGUUGUUCUGACCGCCGCCAUUGUUGUCCUGAAGGAUUCACGUGUCAUCAGUCGCUAGGCACUUGUACUGACGGCUCUUAUCACAUCCCUUGGAGAAAUGAGACUAAACCGGUAAUGAGCAUUACCUGCCCAGAUGGCUUGACCUCUUGUCCAGGCGAUUACUCGUGCUGUAAACUAGCCUCCAGCCAAUACAGCUGCUGCCCACUUCCAAAUGCCACAUGCUGUUCUGACGGCGUCCAUUGCUGCCCUGACGGUUACAAGUGUCAUCCAUCAAAUGCAACUUGCUCAAAGAAUAUGAUGCCGAUUCCGAUGACGGAAAUUGUUCAACACAAAAUCAUCUGUCCAGAUGGUACUAACUGUUCAUUUGGGGCUACCUGCUGCCAGGUUGGGGAAUAUGAUUACAUAUGCUGUCCUGAAGGUCACAGUUGCUAUGACCAAGAGUGCCAAAAAUAUGAGUCACAAUCGACACUUCCCAUAGUUGUUAUACGAAGGACUGAUACCAUUGUGAAGGGAGUGCACUGUCCGGAUGGAAAGCAGGUGUGCCCCGAUGAUACAACAUGUUGCCAGAUGUCGACUGGAGCAUAUGGAUGUUGUCCAAUGCCCAAUGCAAACUGUUGCCCGGACCACAUUCACUGCUGCCCCCAUGAGCAGAAAUGCGACAUCAAGUCGGGUGCAUGCGUGAAUGGUGACAUGACGUUUCCUCUGCUAAAGAAGUUUGCCGCAAAGUUUGCUGAUGUUGUUUGCCCAGAUGGUCAGGGGACUUGCCCCACUGAUAGCACAUGCUGCAAGCUGGCUUCGGGAAAAUAUGGAUGCUGCCCACUGCCCAGUGCAACAUGUUGUGACGAUCAUAUCCAUUGUUGUCCAAAUGGGUACACAUGUGACACGGCUCAAUCCACAUGUAACAAGGGUGCUCUGUUUGUUCCAAUGGCCAAGAAAAUCCCUGCAGAGUCUGUUGUGCCUGAAAAACUACUGGGCAGCAAAAUCCUUUGUCCUGACAGGGAGACUGUAUGUGAUGAGGGCAGUACAUGCUGUAUGUUAAAAUCCGGUGACUAUGGUUGCUGUCCCUUAAAAAAAGCACUCUGUUGCACUGAUCAGGAACAUUGCUGCCCAGAGGGUUAUCACUGUGACGUAAAAACAAAACAAUGCCUGCCGGCUCCUUCGCCAAUGUUGAAGCAUAGCUCAUCAGUUAGUGUGGUGAUUUGCCCGAACAAACAAACCUGUCCUGAUGGCAAUACCUGCUGUCGUUUAGCCUCGGGUGACUACGGAUGCUGCCCGCGUCCGAAAGCUGUCUGUUGCCCUGACCUUACCCAUUGUUGCCCAAAUGGUUACACCUGUAACCUUAAGGCUGGUUCUUGUACCCAGGGGGCACUGUCCUUGCCUUGGUUGGAAAAAACAAAAGCUACGGUUAAAAAUGUUGUCUGUCCAGAUGGAACUUCUAUGUGUUCAACCAAUUACACGUGCUGUAAACUUGCAUCUGGUCAGUACGGAUGUUGCCCGCUUCCACGUGCCACGUGUUGUUCUGAUCAAAUACACUGUUGCCCAGAGGGUUACACUUGCGAUCCAUCUUAUGGGAACUGCCUGAAAGGAACUUCUUCAAUUCCAUGGAUGAUAAAAACAUCUGGUAUAAAACAAGUCAAACGUGUAAUUUGUCCAGAUGGUUCAUCAUCUUGCCCAAAUGGUAACACAUGCUGUAAAUUAGCAUCAGGUCAAUAUGGAUGUUGCCCAAUGCCACAAGCUACAUGUUGUUCUGAUCACACCCACUGUUGCCCCGAGGGUUACACGUGUCAACCGUCCAAAGGCACCUGCUCGAAGGGAACUGUUUCAAUUCCAUGGGUCAAAAAAACGACUGGCAUCAAACAACUCAAAAAUGUGAUUUCGACUAAGAUGAGACGGUGUCCUGAUGGUGAGAUUUGUAAACAAGACCUCUCCACUUGCUGCAAAGGGAAAAUGGGUGGAUACCUAUGUUGCCGAUAUGAGAAUGCUACCUGUUGUCCUGAUGGUAUUCAUUGCUGCCCAAAAGGAAAGACGUGCCAUAACCUGCCAAGUGGGAACCUCGUCUGUCUACCGAUGUCUCUCAAGAAAGUUGGAGAUGUGUCUCCUGUAAAGGCCAGGGCUGGAUACAUUAUGUGCCCUGGGAAAGUGUACCAAUGUCCUGAAAGAAACACCUGCUGUAAGACUGCCACCGGAGCCUACUCUUGCUGCCCCCUACCCCACGCCACCUGCUGCUCUGAUUACCUUCACUGUUGCCCAACUGGCUACACUUGCGUUGGAAAGGGACAGUGUCAGAAGGAAGGCAAAGAGACAAUCGCAUCAGUGAAAAAAAGGCCUGCCCUGAGUAUAGGUCACCAAGACAUGCAAGAACCACCGAGUGAAUUGCUUCAAACAGUGCCAAAAGAAAAAACAACAUUGGUCAACAGUGUUGUUUGUCCAGAUGGAGCGUCACAAUGUCCCAGUGGUAAUACAUGUUGUAAAUUGCCAUCUGGUCAGUACGGAUGUUGCCCCAUGCCCCAGGCUGUCUGUUGCUCUGAUCACGUGCACUGUUGUCCAAGUGGUUAUAGUUGUGACGUAUCAGCUGGCACCUGCAGUAAGGGAGCCUCCAUGUUGAAAUGGCUUCAAAAAUCCCCUGCCAUACCCAUCCCGGUCAAUGGUGUUGUUUGCCCAGAUGGAGCAUCGCAAUGUCCCAGUGGUAACACAUGUUGUAAAUUGGCAUCUGGUCAGUACGGAUGUUGCCCCAUGCCCCAGGCUGUCUGUUGCUCUGAUCAUGUCCACUGUUGUCCAAGUGGUUAUAGUUGUGAUGUAUCAGCUGGCACCUGCAGUAAGGGUGCCUCUACUUUGAAAUGGCUUCAAAAAUCCCCUGCUUCACCCAUCCCGGUCAAUGGUGUUGUUUGCCCUGAUGGAGCAUCGCAAUGUCCCAGUGGUAACACAUGUUGUAAAUUGGCAUCUGGUCAGUACGGAUGUUGCCCCCUGCCCCAGGCUGUCUGUUGCUCUGAUCACGUCCACUGUUGUCCAAGUGGUUAUAGUUGCGAUGUAUCAGCUGGCACCUGCAGUAAGGGUGCCUCUACUUUGAAAUGGCUUCAAAAAUCCCCUGCUUCACCCAUCCCGGUCAGUGGUGUUGUUUGCCCAGAUGGAGCAUCGCAAUGUCCCAGUGGUAACACAUGUUGUAAAUUGGCAUCUGGUCAGUACGGAUGUUGCCCCCUGCCCCAGGCUGUCUGUUGCUCUGAUCACGUCCACUGUUGUCCAAAUGGUUAUAGUUGCGAUGUUUCAUCAGGGAAAUGUAACAAAGGUUUGGAGUCCAUUCCUUGGGUUGAGAAAGUAUCUGCCAAAUCUGUUGGUCGGUCAGCUUUAGCUAAAGUUUUAACAAAUGUUUCUGUUCAAAGUGUAAUUUGUCCUGAUAAACAAGGCACCUGUCCAGAUGGCAAUACAUGCUGUCUCCUAGCAUCUGGUAAGUAUGGGUGUUGCCCGCUUCCCCAGGCGACCUGCUGUUCUGACCACACUCACUGUUGUCCACAUGGCACAACCUGUGAUACGGCAGCGGGUACCUGUAACCAGGGAGAUCUGUCAUUGCCAUGGUAUGAAAAAAAACCCACCACACCCACAAAUGGUGUUGUUUGCCCCGACGGGGCAUCACAAUGUCCCGAUGGUAACACAUGUUGUAAAUUAGCAUCUGGUCAGUACGGAUGUUGCCCCCUGCCCCAGGCUGUCUGUUGCUCUGAUCACGUCCACUGUUGUCCAAGUGGUUAUAGUUGCGAUGUAUCAGCUGGCACCUGCAGUAAGGGUGCCUCUACUUUGAAAUGGCUUCAAAAAUCCCCUGCUUCACCUAUCCCGGUCAAUGGUGUUGUUUGCCCAGAUGGAGCAUCGCAAUGUCCCAGUGGUAACACAUGUUGUAAAUUGGCAUCUGGUCAAUACGGAUGUUGCCCCAUGCCCCAGGCUGUCUGUUGCUCUGAUCACGUCCACUGUUGUCCAAGUGGUUAUAGUUGCGACGUAUCAGCUGGCACCUGCAGUAAGGGAGCCUCCAUGUUGAAAUGGCUUCAAAAAUCCCCUGCCACACCCAUCCCGGUCAAUGGUGUUGUUUGCCCAGAUGGAGCAUCGCAAUGUCCCAGUGGUAACACAUGCUGUAAGUUGGCAUCUGGUCAGUACGGAUGUUGCCCCCUGCCCCAGGCUGUCUGUUGCUCUGAUCACGUCCACUGUUGUCCAAGUGGUUAUAGUUGUGAUGUAUCAGCUGGCACCUGCAGUAAGGGUGCCUCUACUUUGAAAUGGCUUCAAAAAUCCCCUGCUUCACCCAUCCCGGUCAAUGGUGUUGUUUGCCCAGAUGGAGCAUCACAAUGUCCCAGUGGUAAUACAUGUUGUAAAUUGGCAUCUGGUCAAUACGGAUGUUGCCCCAUGCCCCAGGCUGUCUGUUGCUCUGAUCAUGUCCACUGUUGUCCAAGUGGUUAUAGUUGCGAUGUAUCAGCUGGCACCUGCAGUAAGGGUGCCUCUACUUUGAAAUGGCUUCAAAAAUCCCCUGCUUCACCCAUCCCGGUCAAUGGUGUUGUUUGCCCAGAUGGAGCAUCGCAAUGUCCCAGUGGUAACACAUGUUGUAAAUUGGCAUCUGGUCAGUACGGAUGUUGCCCCAUGCCCCAGGCUGUCUGUUGCUCUGAUCACGUCCACUGUUGUCCAAGUGGUUAUAGUUGCGAUGUAUCAGCUGGCACCUGCAGUAAGGGUGCCUCUACUUUGAAAUGGCUUCAAAAAUCCCCUGCUUCACCCAUCCCGGUCAGUGGUGUUGUUUGCCCAGAUGGAGCAUCGCAAUGUCCCAGUGGUAACACAUGUUGUAAAUUGGCAUCUGGUCAGUACGGAUGUUGCCCCCUGCCCCAGGCUGUCUGUUGCUCUGAUCACGUCCACUGUUGUCCAAAUGGUUAUAGUUGCGAUGUUUCAUCAGGGAAAUGUAACAAAGGUUUGGAGUCCAUUCCUUGGGUUGAGAAAGUAUCUGCCAAAUCUGUUGGUCGGUCAGCUUUAGCUAAAGUUUUAACAAAUGUUUCUGUUCAAAGUGUAAUUUGUCCUGAUAAACAAGGCACCUGUCCAGAUGGCAAUACAUGCUGUCUCCUAGCAUCUGGUAAGUAUGGGUGUUGCCCGCUUCCCCAGGCGACCUGCUGUUCUGACCACACUCACUGUUGUCCACAUGGCACAACCUGUGAUACGGCAGCGGGUACCUGUAACCAGGGAGAUCUGUCAUUGCCAUGGUAUGAAAAAAAACCCACCACACCCACAAAUGGUGUUGUUUGCCCCGACGGGGCAUCACAAUGUCCCGAUGGUAACACAUGUUGUAAAUUAGCAUCUGGUCAGUACGGAUGUUGCCCCCUGCCCCAGGCUGUCUGUUGCUCCGAUCAAGUCCACUGUUGUCCGAGUGGCUAUAGUUGCGAUGUAUCAGCUGGCACCUGCAGUAAGGGUGCCUCUACUUUGAAAUGGCUUCAAAAAUCCCCUGCUUCACCUAUCCCGGUCAAUGGUGUUGUUUGCCCAGAUGGAGCAUCGCAAUGUCCCAGUGGUAACACAUGUUGUAAAUUGGCAUCUGGUCAAUACGGAUGUUGCCCCAUGCCCCAGGCUGUCUGUUGCUCUGAUCACGUCCACUGUUGUCCAAGUGGUUAUAGUUGCGACGUAUCAGCUGGCACCUGCAGUAAGGGAGCCUCCAUGUUGAAAUGGCUUCAAAAAUCCCCUGCCACACCCAUCCCGGUCAAUGGUGUUGUUUGCCCAGAUGGAGCAUCGCAAUGUCCCAGUGGUAACACAUGUUGUAAAUUGGCAUCUGGUCAGUACGGAUGUUGCCCCAUGCCCCAGGCUGUCUGUUGCUCUGAUCACCUCCACUGUUGUCCAAGUGGUUAUAGUUGCGACGUAUCAGCUGGCACCUGCAGUAAGGGUGCCUCUACUUUAAAAUGGCUUCAAAAAUCCCCUGCUUCACCUAUCCCGGUCAAUGGAGUUGUUUGCCCAGAUGGAGCAUCGCAAUGUCCCAGUGGUAACACAUGUUGUAAAUUGGCAUCUGGUCAGUACGGAUGUUGCCCCCUGUCCCAGGCUGUCUGUUGCUCUGAUCACGUCCACUGUUGUCCAAGUGGUUAUAGUUGCGAUGUAUCAGCUGGCACCUGCAGUAAGGGUGCCUCUACUUUGAAAUGGCUUCAAAAAUCCCCUGCUUCACCUAUCCCGGUCAAUGGUGUUGUUUGCCCAGAUGGAGUGUCACAAUGUCCCAGUGGUAACACUUGUUGUAAACUGACAUCUGGUCAAUACGGAUGUUGCCCCCUGCCCCAGGCUGUCUGUUGCUCUGAUCACAUCCACUGUUGUCCAAGUGGUUAUAGUUGCGAUGUAUCAGCUAGCACCUGCAGUAAGGGUGCCUCUACUUUGAAAUGGCUUCAAAAAUCCCCUGCUUCACCUAUCCCGGUCAAUGGUGUUGUUUGCCCAGAUGGAGCAUCGCAAUGUCCCAGUAGUAACACAUGUUGUAAAUUGGCAUCUGGUCAGUACGGAUGUUGCCCCCUGCCCCAGGCUGUCUGUUGCUCUGAUCACGUCCACUGUUGUCCAAAUGGUUAUAGUUGCGAUGUUUCGUCAGGGAAAUGUAACAAAGGUUUGGAGUCCAUUCCUUGGCUUGAGAAAGUAUCUGCCAAAUCUGUUGGUCGGUCAGCUUUAGCUAAAGUUUUAACAAAUGUUUCUGUUCAAAGUGUAAUUUGUCCUGAUAAACAAGGCACCUGUCCAGAUGGCAAUACAUGCUGUCUCCUAGCAUCUGGUAAAUAUGGCUGUUGCCCGCUUCCCCAGGCGACCUGCUGUUCUGACCAUACUCACUGUUGUCCACAUGGCACAACCUGUGAUACGGCAGCGGGUACCUGUAACCAGGGAGAUCUGUCAUUGCCAUGGUAUGAAAAAAUAGCUACCACACCCACAAAUGGUGUUGUUUGCCCCGACGGGGCAUCACAAUGUCCCGAUGGUAACACAUGUUGUAAAUUAGCAUCUGGUCAGUACGGAUGUUGCCCCAUGCCCCAGGCUGUCUGUUGCUCCGAUCACGUCCACUGUUGUCCAAGUGGUUAUAGUUGCGACGUAUCAGCUGGCACCUGCAGUAAGGGAGCCUCCAUGUUGAAAUGGCUUCAAAAAUCCCCUGCUUCACCUAUCCCGGUCAAUGGUGUUGUUUGCCCAGAUGGAGCAUCGCAAUGUCCCAGUGGUAACACAUGUUGUAAAUUGGCAUCUGGUCAGUACGGAUGUUGCCCCCUGCCCCAGGCUGUCUGUUGUUCUGAUCACGUCCACUGUUGUCCGAGUGGCUAUAGUUGCGAUGUAUCAGCUGGCACCUGCAGUAAGGGUGCCUCUACUUUGAAAUGGCUUCAAAAAUCCCCUGCUUCACCUAUCCCGGUCAAUGGUGUUGUUUGCCCAGAUGGAGCAUCGCAAUGUCCCAGUGGUAACACAUGUUGUAAAUUGGCAUCUGGUCAGUACGGAUGUUGCCCCAUGCCCCAGGCUGUCUGUUGCUCUGAUCACGUCCACUGUUGUCCAAGUGGUUAUAGUUGCGACGUAUCAGCUGGCACCUGCAGUAAGGGUGCCUCUACUUUAAAAUGGCUUCAAAAAUCCCCUGCUUCACCUAUCCCGGUCAAUGGAGUUGUUUGCCCAGAUGGAGCAUCGCAAUGUCCCAGUGGUAACACAUGUUGUAAAUUGGCAUCUGGUCAGUACGGAUGUUGCCCCCUGCCCCAGGCUGUCUGUUGCUCUGAUCACGUCCACUGUUGUCCAAAUGGUUAUAGUUGCGAUGUUUCGUCAGGGAAAUGUAACAAAGGUUUGGAGUCCAUUCCUUGGCUUGAGAAAGUAUCUGCCAAAUCUGUUGGUCGGUCAGCUUUAGCUAAAGUUUUAACAAAUGUUUCUGUUCAAAGUGUAAUUUGUCCUGAUAAACAAGGCACCUGUCCAGAUGGCAAUACAUGCUGUCUCCUAGCAUCUGGUAAAUAUGGGUGUUGCCCGCUUCCCCAGGCGACCUGCUGUUCUGACCACACCCACUGUUGUCCACAUGGCACAACCUGUGAUACGGCAGCGGGUACCUGUAACCAGGGAGAUCUGUCAAUGCCAUGGUAUGAAAAGUCACCAGCCACACCUGUAAACUACGUUCCUUGUCCAGAUGGAGUUUCUAAAUGUCCCGAUUCUUUCACAUGUUGUGAAUUAGCAACUGGUCAAUACGGAUGUUGCCCCGUGCCUGAGGCUGUCUGUUGCUCUGGUAAAAUCCUUUGUUGCCCAAGAGGUUAUACCUGUGAUGAGUCAACAGGCACAUGCCGUGAAAAUGGAGCUUUAUCAUUGCCCUGGUUAAAUAGGAUUGCAGCUAUGAAAAAAACAGGAGCAGCAUCACUAUCUGCAGUUAUUUGUCCUGACGGUGAGUCAGAAUGCCCUGACGGAAACACAUGUUGCCCAAUGUCUGGAGGCACUUAUGGAUGCUGUCCUCUCCCAAUGGCGGUCUGUUGUUCUGACAAGGUGCAUUGUUGCCCCAAAGGAUACACGUGUGAUGCUGGUUCAGAAACGUGUUUCAAGGAUGGAAAGAUCAUCACUUUGUUCACGAAGACUGAAUCUAAGGUGAAGAGUGUCAUUUGCCCUGGUGGUGGUGCAACAUGUCCUGAUAACAACACGUGCUGUAAACUUGCAUCUGGUCAGUACGGCUGUUGCCCACUUCCAAGUGCCACGUGUUGUUCUGACCACACUCACUGUUGCCCAGAGGGUUACACGUGUCACCCAUCAGAAGGGACGUGUUCAAAGUCUCCAAUCUCUCUCCCCUGGCUAACACAUGAACUAGCUGUCGGCAGCAUAAUAUGUCCAGACAAAAAAGGCACCUGCCCUGAUGGUAAUACAUGCUGUCUCCUAGCAUCUGGUAAAUAUGGCUGUUGCCCGCUUCCCCAGGCGACCUGCUGUUCUGACCACACUCACUGUUGUCCACAUGGCACAACAUGUGAUACAGCUGCAGGUACAUGUAACCAAGGAACACUUUUAUUGCCAUGGUUAGAAAAAAUAACUACCACACCCCCAAAUGGUGUGGUUUGCCCCGACGGGGCAUCACAAUGUCCCAAUGGUAACACAUGUUGUAAAUUAGCAUCUGGUCAGUACGGAUGUUGCCCCCUGCCCCAGGCUGUCUGUUGUUCAGAUCACGUCCACUGUUGUCCAAAUGGUUACAGUUGUGAUGUUUCGUCGGGAAGAUGUAACAAAAGCUUUCAGUCCAUUCCUUGGGUUAAAAAAUCUUUUGCAAAGAAUAUACAUUAUUUGCCAUGAGGUCCUCGUUUCUUAAUUAGAAUGAUUAAGUGAAGGAGUUCUGGUCCAAAUUUGAUUGUGAUAUCAGAAGAGAAUGCACAUGCGGUACACGUACUUGGUUGUAUAUGUCUGUGAUACGCAAGUUUUCUUAGUGUCACGCACCUAUUUCUAUUCUGCACACAGGGAGAAUAUUAUAACAGUUCAAAAAAUGUCAUCAGCACGAUAAAAAUGCACCGAAAGGACAACAGUGUUGUGUCUCAUGGGUUUUUCUCAAAGUGUGCGUUCUUUAUUUGUUUAUAAACCGAUUGUUCCAUUUGUUCCACAUGUGCUACUUUUGUUAAUUGUCAAAAUAACUGUAUUGUUUUCCCAAUUUCCAAACAAAUCUUGAAGCUGAUAUCAUUUUGUGCCAUUAUAACAUUAUAUAUGUGAAGUUAUUUUCAUGUUUUUGUAUACAGCUGCGUUAAUUGAUAUUUUGAUGGACUUAUUUUAAACCUUUAUCUACAAAUCGCCCUAUUUUUCCUGUUGUAUUACAUCAUUCUAUUCCUAAGCAAUCCUGAAUCCUGAUUACACAUGGCACCAUGUGUAAAAUCAGUCAAAAUGUGAACAAAGGUUAUGCUCACUCAUUGCUCAUUUUCGCCCUAUAGUUAAAAGUAAACUUAUAUCAAACCUAGUAAAUUCCCAUGUACAUAAUCGAAAACAAGGUGCUAAUAUUGGUUUUUAAAGAGGUAUGGAUUUAUUUUGAUAUAAUUAGCAGUUUAGUUGCUAGUAGCAUUGAAUCGCCAAAGAAUUUCCUCCGAGCAUUCCUGUACGCGUGCAAUAAUUGCUUCUCUUGUAAAAACUUACUUAUGAGUGUAAUGUAAUUGUAGAAAAAAUGUGAAUAAAUUGUUGUAAUUUCUA